AUGAGUAUUUUCUGCUCCUCAAAGUCUUGCCCUUUUGUUUCAAGUUCAAUUAAUGAAUUAGUAGAGCACAUCAAACAGGCUCACAGCUUCACUUGUUCAAUUCCUCAAUGCGGAUAUUCAGCAAAGUGCUUAUGCAAAGUGGCAGAACAUGUCCAAGCAGUCCACUCAAAUUACCAACCGAUUUCAUUAAAUUCGUCUAGACUGUUAAGAAAAUAUCUGUUGCCAAUUUCUGCGAAUGUUGAUAUUGCAGAACAAAGAGAAUACAUGGAUAUGGAGGAAGAAGAAAAAGAGGAAGAAGAGGAAGAGUCUUACUCUCUGCUAGCAAAAAUGAAAGAAGUCAAGAAAAACGAUCCUUCGCUGGUCCUUUCUAACUCAACGAAAAUUAGAAAAUGAUAA
Molecule: messenger RNA, 396 nt
Organism: Blepharisma stoltei
Lineage: Eukaryota; Ciliophora; Heterotrichea; Heterotrichida; Blepharismidae
Source: the annotation of a GenBank genome assembly